Chaetomium globosum CBS 148.51 is the source of this 1302-nucleotide messenger RNA. RefSeq lists its product as uncharacterized. The record is from RefSeq and is a predicted model, not a curated record. The transcript is spliced from 3 exons. Lineage: Eukaryota; Fungi; Ascomycota; Sordariomycetes; Sordariales; Chaetomiaceae. Bases 1 to 1302 code for a protein of 433 amino acids.
AUGCGCGUCCUCUCACUCGCCGUCCUCUCCCUCCUCGGCGUCGCCAGCGCGGCCGUCGCCGAGCGCCCCUGCGGCUUCAAGAUCGCGCCCUGUCCCGCGGGCCAGGUGUGCGAAAAGGUGGACCCGAGCUGCGACCGGGGCGAGAACUGCGCGGGCAUCUGCGUCAAGCCGGCCUUCUGCGGCGGCAUCGCCGGCAUCGCCUGCGAGGACCCCGCCCAGGUCUGCGUCGACGACCCGUCCGACACCUGCGACCCGGCCAAGGGCGGCGCCGACUGCGGCGGCAUCUGCAUCACCCCCGAGUUCUGCGGCGGCUUCGCCGGCGUCGCCUGCGGGGACGGCAAGAAGUGCACCGAUGACCCGAGGGACGACUGCGAUCCCAAGAAGGGUGGCGCGGACUGCGGCGCCACACCACGUGCAUCGACGCGCAAUUCGCAGCGCGGGCGCAGUGGGCAUGGAAAGAAGGGCGAUCCGGGACACGCAGUCACCCUGGAAAUCUCUACCGCCAACGCACGGUCAGCGCUGGCCUAUGGCGCAUCAUCGUUUCACAUCCCCACGGAUGUGGGAGGCGAGCCGGUAAAGAAAGGCAUCACCAAGGCCCUCGGGAAGGCCCAGAACAAAAGCUUGCGGAUUGUAGCGGGGGCCUUCAAGCAAACUCCCAUCCGCAACCUCGAGACGGAGACAUGGGUGCCACCGUUGGACCUAUAUCUCAACAAACGGCUUGCGGACUUUGAGACCAGACUCCAGCGAACCGACCUAGACGACAGUCAAAGCGGCAAGAAGACGGCGGGGAGCGUUGUCCUCACCGCCUGCCGCAAGAUACAGGCAGUAGAAGAGGCUUGGAAAGCGAGGUGGCUAAAGGAACGGGACGGCAGGGCAAUCACCAGGCCGGCGGACGACUUUGACCAUCAGCAGGAGACGCUAUUCCGGAACGAAACCCUAAGGAGGCACGUCGGUCUCAACAAGGCGAAGAGCUCACUGCUGAUUCAAAUCCGGACGGGAGCAAUAGGCUUACGGGACUUCUUGUUUACACGAGGAGUCCCGGAGGUUCUGACUCCUGCCUGCGAGUGUGGCGAGGGACGAGAGACUGCCGAACACCUGGUAGUGUGGUGUUUGGCCCCACCGUUGACUCGAAGAUGGGAGAGAACUGGAAUUCGAACACGACGGGACUUUUACUCUGUUCUACACGGCAUCAAUCCCACGACUGCACGGCUCGCGAGGAGGAUCCUCGACUGGCUGAUGGACUCGGGGAAGCUGCCGAUGUACAGCUUAGCCAGGAGGCUCGAGCUGGAAGCGGCGGCCUGA